GGUGAACAGGCAUGCGGCGAGACGGAUGUUGUCGUUUUUGCAAGGGCCGGAAUAGGCAAGAUGGCGUCGAGUGGCGGCGAACUUGGAGGUGUAUUUGAUCACCACGUUCAGAGGGCUGUAUGCGACACGCGGGCCAAGUAUCGGGAGGGGCGGCGGCCUCGUGCUGUCAGGGUAUAUACAAUCAAUUUGGAAUCUCGGUACUUGUUAAUACAAGGAGUUCCUGCAGUGGGAGCAAUGAAGGAAUUAGUUGAGCGAUUUGCUCUAUAUGGUGCAAUUGAACAGUAUAAUCCUCUAGAUGAAUACCCAGCAGAAGACUUUACAGAAGUUUAUCUUAUCAAAUUUAUGAACUUACAAAGUGCAAGGACAGCCAAGAGAAAAAUGGAUGAACAGAGCUUCUUUGGUGGAUUGCUUCAUGUGUGCUAUGCUCCAGAAUUUGAAACAGUUGAAGAAACUAGAAAAAAAUUACAGGAGAGAAAGGCUUAUAUAACAAGAACUACUAAAAAUAAAGAUCAUUACAUGACGAAGAAGAAACUGGUUACAGAGCUUAAAGACACAAAAGAUUUUAGACAGGACUUCCACUCAAGGACAUCUGGACCUUGUGCAGCCACACUGAACACUUCUACUGGCAACUCCGAUCCUUGUCUUCCUUAUUCUUGUGAAUUGCCUUUAUGUUAUUUUUCCUCAAAAUGUCCGUGUUCGUCAGGGGAACAUAUGGGCUGGGCAUCGGACUCCUCUUGGAGUGGUAGAAACCGUGCUGGAACAGUGGAGCAUUGUAUGCACAAUGACUCUUCACAGAAGAUACAAAUGAAACCUUUUAAAAAUUCAUUGGCCUGCCCUGGUGCACAGAAGGCUACUACUUCUUCAGAGGCAGUUGACAGAUUUAUGCCUAGGACGACACAGCUGCAGGAGCGGAAAAGAAGAAGAGAAGAUGAUCGUAAAGUUGGAACUUUUCUCGGAACAAGUACGAGUAGCAAUGAGGUUAUGAUUGGGCCUAUGUUACCUCACAUACCUAAAGUGGACAUGCAUGACGACUCAUUGAAUACAACAGCGAAUUUAAUUCGGAAUAAACUUCAAGAGGUCAUUUCAUCUGUGCCCAAACCUCCAGAAGACAAGCUGGAAGAUGUGUGUACAAGUCGUUCAUUAAAGCAAAGAAGAAGAAUAUAGACUGCUGGCAGCCAAUUAUGUUUCUGUGGGACUAUUAACUUUUUACUUUUGGCCUGUCACUUUAAUUGUUGAAAAGAUUGUACUGCUAGUAUUUUUUAAUGCACUUCUCUUUAUAAUAUCAUUCAAGCUACUUAUCUAAUAAAAUUUCAUCUUUUAAAGUUAGGUUGUUACAGACAAAGUACAUGCCAGCCAAAUAUGUUCCUUAAAAAAACAAAACUAAACUUUUCCAGGAGCUCCACCCAGUGGCUUUGGUUGCAUCCUAUUGGCUAGAAGUGGGCUCCUGGCCAUUCCUAACUCGGGAGGUCUGGCAUGAUAAAUGUUUUGGUUUCCAGCUUCUGUGGAUGAGGAAGAAAGAGAAAAGAGGAUUGUGAAAGGAUUAUUCACAGUAUUUGCCACAAGAACCAAGCUUGUUGGCUAACUUAAAAGAAGAAAAUUAGUUUAUCAUUACUUAUUAUAGGUGUUAUUUUGAUCAUACUUAAUAUUACAGAAACUGAGGCUACCUGGGCAGCUCAGCUGAUUAAGGGUCUGCAUUUUGCCCAGGUCAUGAUCUCGGGGUCCCAGGAUUGAGUCCCACAUCGGGCUCCCUGCUCAGUGGGGAGCCUGCUUCUCCCUCUGCCUGCCGCUGCCCCUGCCUGUGCUCUUUCUUUCUGACAAAUAAAUCUUAAAAAAAAAAAAAAUUACAGGAACCAUUCUUUUAGUAUUACUUCCCACGUGGCAGUAGUUCUAUGUAAAUGAAGUGAAAGAUAAAAACUUUACAAUGCAAAUAAGGAUAGGCAGUCGGGAUCUGUUUCUGAUUUUAAUACAAGUACUGAGUGAUUCACAUUCAAAAACUAGAAGUCAGGAUGUGUCUGAAUGCCAGGGCUUCAAAAUCAAUACAAUUCUGUAAAGUAAAAAAGAUAAACUAUUAGAACAAAGCUGAAAUUAGAAGCCUACAGUCUUCAGUUAAUGUCUAAGAAGAAUGUGCCUAUCUAUGGCAGAAGUGAAUCACUGUAUUUGUAAAUACUAGGUCACUAACCACUACUUUUAGCAUACCCACAUGGCUUUUCCUGGCAGUGAACCACAUAAUUGGAAAUUGGAACAAGUGUGUUCAGGCUGUUUCCGUUUUUUUUGUUUGUUUGUUUGUUUUUUAACCGAUAAAAAUAACUUGAGAAGACCCAUACCAAA
This is a messenger RNA of Mustela lutreola (European mink), 2328 nucleotides long. RefSeq names its product RNA binding motif protein 48 (gene RBM48). The record is from RefSeq and is a predicted model, not a curated record. Gene Ontology annotation, molecular function: nucleic acid binding. Lineage: Eukaryota; Metazoa; Chordata; Mammalia; Carnivora; Mustelidae. The transcript is spliced from 5 exons. Gene Ontology annotation, cellular component: nucleoplasm. Bases 61 to 1164 code for a protein of 367 amino acids.